AUGGAGAGAAUAUCAGUCGCACAUAAGAACGGGUUCGAAAAGAUCUUGCAAGCCCAAACGGAGGAGGUUCUACUCCUUCGCGAGCCACAACGUAGAUAUAAAAGACCAGUUUACAGAGGUUUUGAAGAAUAUUCCUGAUCUCCCUGCUGUCGUCCGUGACGUCUUAUUGAACAAGAAGAAAACAUUUUCUGGAGUCCCUGCGGCGCAACGUGCGUUAGAGUCAAAAUCGCCCCAUGAAAAAGAUCUCACCAUCGUCGUCGUGGACCAUCAAAAAUCAGAAGAAGAAAGCCUGGCAAGCUAAGCUCGUGAUCCUGUCAAAAAACCACGCAUCAACAUAUGGACAAGGCUAUGAGAAAGAUAUCAUAAUUUCACAUCAGUUCAUAUAUGGACUUCAUUGGUGUCGGUCUUCAUCCAGACUGCAAAUGAUAUCAAAUAGACACAACCAGCUAAAUUGUAACGACCUUAAACUGGAACCAACCCCAAUCCAUUAUGUUCUUUAUAGUUUUAUUACACGGCGUGUAUAAAUACUGAAACGGCUUAAAAAGUUAUAGUUUCUGAAAAUGACCAAGAAAAUUCAAGAAUUUUUUGAAAAACUGGUUUUCAAAAGCUGCAAGCAUCAAAUAUCGAUUUAACACAUUUAUAUAUUACUUUUAUAACUUUCUUCGAUUCGACCCAAAAUUUUUUAAAUCAAAGUGGAACUUAUCGAAAUGGAGCGAAGAAUAAACAUUUCAUUUCAAACAUACCGUAAUGACGCAUCAGACCUAGAAUAUAGUUGAAAAAGAGGGUGAAUACACCUUGAUUGAGGUGAAAAUGCGGAAUUUCAGCUUCCAGGAUCUAAAAAGGACGUCAGCCUUUGGCAUUCCGUUGAGGAACUGAGUAACGAGAAAAAUGUCCUUAAUUGACUAUUCAGGUGUUUUUUCUUUCCCAAUUUCUUUCAAGAUGUUUGUAAUCAGGCGCAGUUCAUCUUGAAGGCUUUAAAAGGGAGAAUCCGUGGUUGCGGAGCUGGCCUCAUGAGUUUCUACGGACUUGUGAACGUCCUCGCGGAGGGUCUCUCCAUGAUCACCACCUGUCGAGAAGUCCCCGCCGGGAAGAAUCGCACUAGGAUGGAGUGUUCUAUCGAGCAGACAUACUCCGCGCUCGUCGGCAUGUUCCAGAUAGGUUAGUUCUUCGAAAACUUCAUUCGAUCGGCUCUUUGGACCAAAAAGUGUUCCAUUAUCGUGUAAGUCAGAACCCAUUGAAAUUCAGGUAGUCCGAUUUCCAACAUCAUGCUGAUCGCGCAAGCCGGACUUCUCGUCAUUUUCUGGACUUGCACUUUUGCAAUGAAGCGCGACUUCACAAAGUCGUUCUUGAUCUCGGUGUGCCUUCUGAUGACCGUCGACGUCUCUCUCAGAGGAACGCAGCUGCUCGUGCAAAUUUUCGACCCCUACCUUUUGCCCUACACUGUGUUUGUUAGAUAAAAAACGACUCAUUCGGAAAAGAAAAUUAAGGAGCUAUUGGAUCCACACUUUGGGACUGGUGUUCAACUGCGCCACGCGCUACGCUUUUGCUGCUGGGUCUCUUCUGUUCACCGUCUUUUCCUUCCGAACGGCCUGCACCAGAACUCAAAUGGCCCAUGGCUGCUGCACAUGGUUACCUUUUUCGGAUACCUCUGCCUUUUUUGUUUAGUUUGGCUUUGAUAUCAGAAGUAUAUUCAGCGUUCCGUUCAUGAUAAUUGCUGCCGCGGCCGUUGGUCUCUCGGCAAUGGCCUACAUGAACAUGUUGAGCAUCUACGAAGCUCCGAUUCUUCGCUACGCGUUUCUAAUCAUCGGCUCUCUUCCCGUCUUCUUGGCCAAGUUGUUGGUUGUGCUCAUGUGCAUCUGCUGUUGUUGUUUGCGACCCAAGGUCGGCAUGGCGCUGGAUGAUCCAGUCGUCUGGAACGCCAAAUCGCGUCUUUUUUGGUGCAUUCCACUGCUCAUUUCCGCUAGUCUCACCUGCACAAUCGACAUUGGUAGGCUUUAUUUAUUCGUUAAUUUUGCAAAUAGUUUUUUUCUGAAACCGGCAGCUAAAGGCUGACGAUUCACUGUAUUUUUUUCAAUACACUUAAAAAUUUUACACAUUAUUAUCAUUCGGCCUCCAGAGAAGUUCUCUGCUGGAUCAUGGAAUAAUGGAAAAGUUGUUUGCCGGUUCACAUAAGAUGGAAGUAGAAUAAACCACAUAAACGCCAUAAAUUUUUCGGGGAACUAUAAAAGCAACUGCUGCAUAAGAACGGCUUCUAGAAGCUGGAGUAUUUGGUCUUUUUUUAGUUGCGAACUGAAAUUAAUGACUGGUACUGUGAAGUGAAACCUAUUCAAGUAAUAUUCUAAUUAACGUUCGAUAAGAGUCUUUCCAGUCUCAUACCUGAUGACUUCUCCCUAUUCGGCCAAAUGGAGCGUUUCGGAAGUGAACGUCGUGAUUCUUGUCGCCGUCUUCCUUUUCUUGCCGGCCUACCGGUACAAAUCCUUUCGUUCCCAAAUAGUUUAUGAGUUUCUUCCAGAUCGAAGCUGUUCUGCGGUUGCUGCUUGGAGACACAGCGGUCUAGGGUGGCGCCCCUGGCCGAGCCUUCUACGGCCACGCCGCGAGGACCCGUCACGCAGCUCUAUCAGAUGCCGGUGACGACGGCAUCGACGGCUCCGAUCUCGUUGCCCUCCGCCUACACCUACGUCGCUCCGGCUCCAGUGCAGCAGCCCAUGUACGUCCAUCAUCCCAGCCAACAGGUCGUUUUCUCUUCCGGCUUCACUCACAACCCCAUGCUCGUUGCGUGA
This is a messenger RNA of Caenorhabditis auriculariae, 2780 nucleotides long. The record is from the annotation of a GenBank genome assembly. Lineage: Eukaryota; Metazoa; Nematoda; Chromadorea; Rhabditida; Rhabditidae.